This is a messenger RNA of Parastagonospora nodorum SN15, 3654 nucleotides long. RefSeq lists its product as hypothetical. NCBI's taxonomy places the organism in Eukaryota, Fungi, Ascomycota, Dothideomycetes, Pleosporales, Phaeosphaeriaceae. Gene Ontology annotation, cellular component: endoplasmic reticulum. The coding region runs from base 1 to 3654 and encodes 1217 amino acids. The transcript is spliced from 3 exons. Gene Ontology annotation, molecular function: phosphatidylcholine lysophospholipase A1 activity. Gene Ontology annotation, biological process: lipid metabolic process. The record is from RefSeq and is a predicted model, not a curated record.
AUGGCCGCCCCAGAUGCCAUGACAUCGCUCGUGAAGAGCUCCGUUGCCCUCCUCUCGAGUGCACACGAGUCUCUGCCGACAUCACUUGCCGCGAUGAAGACAGCAGAGACUGCGCCAUCGUCAACGUUUGGCAUACUCGGCCGCGUGAUACUCUCGAUAUUGAGCGUGCUUCCAACUCUGCUGUUCUGGGUGUCAUAUACACUGCCAACUUGGCUGUUUACGCUCUUCUCCAUGAGCCUCACAUUCACAAUGAACUUUACCACCUUGAUGCUGGUGCUUGUGUUCGUUGUCUCAACCAUUAGUUACUUUGUCAGGUACCGUUACUUGACCAUGUAUGCAAGACUUCCGCCAGAGCCGCAACGUGAAGAACCCCAGGUUGAGGUGUUUCCGGAAAGCCAGGAGGGCGACUCGAAACGAGGCCUCUCCAACUACCUCGACGAGUUCCUGAGCGCCAUCAAAGUAUUUGGCUACUUGGAGCGCCCAGUAUUCCACGAACUCACACGGACCAUGCAGACUAGGCGUCUUGCCGCAGGCGAGACCAUACUUCUUGAGGAAGAAAAGGGAUUCUGCUUAGUAGUAGACGGACUUGUCCAGAUCUUUGUCAAAUCAAAUCGAGAAGAGUCCGACUCUGAUGAGGAUGACGGCGAACUUCAAGGUGAAUCGGGUGGCGGUAGUGCUCAGGCUCAUCGACAAGGUUAUCAAUUACUUACAGAGGUCAAGAACGGUGCACCGAUGUCUUCACUGUUCUCUAUUCUCUCGUUAUUCACUGAAGAUGUGAAACUUCGCCAUGACGAAGAUAGUGGUCCCAGUUCGAGCACACCUAUGUCGCCUCAGCAUCGUCCGUCUAUGACUAGGAACAGCAGUUUCAACAUGGACGAUUCCCGGCCAGAAACCCCGAUCGAGGCCCAGGAGGCCACAAUACGCCGCCGCAGAACAUCAGCGCUUGCAAGUCCCACGGCCGGAGGGCGAUUGUCAAAUGUACCGCCUCUAUCCCUGGACACCGACGGCUUCAACGAUAAUUUCAAACAUUCCAAGCAGCGCAGAUCGCCGUCGAGAAGUACAAAGCCCAAGUCAGCCCAUCCAGAUAUCGUUGCUCGUGCAACUGUUGAUACCACCAUCGCAAUCAUUCCGGCAACUGCCUUUCGUCGGUUGACGCGCAUCUAUCCCAAAGCGACAGCGCACAUUGUUCAGGUCAUUCUGACGCGCUUGCAAAGAGUUACCUUGGCCACCAGCCAUGCCUAUCUCAGUCUGACGAAUGAAGUCCUGCGUACUGAAAAGCUGAUGAACAAGUACACUACCUACGAUCUCCCUGGAUUCUUGAGAGAUGCUCCUCUGGAAAGGCUGAAGGAGAAGUUUACGAAAGAGACGGAACGUCUUGGGUCAGACGAAGGGAUGAAGGGCAUUGCCCUGCACAAUCCAGGCGCUGGUCGUCGUCGAAGAACUAGCCCUUACCAGCACGAUGUUCGUCGAGAUGCCCGCACACCUCUCGACGCUAGUGGCUUCAAUCCCUUUGCUUCACCUUCUAUGCGUCCUAAUCUACACCGACAAGAGUCCAUUGAUGAAGCCACUGUUUUCCGAGAAUCUGUACUUGGCUGCAUGUUCAAAGCCAUUGGACUGACUAGUCCAGAGAACCCCGUACCGAGACCGGCGGCAUCCGUGGAGCAAUCGCCGCGCCUAGUGUCCUUCGAUGCAAAGCGACAGAAAGCUAUCUUCACAAGCGCUUUUGGCUUCAUGGACCCGUAUGAGGCAUCCAGGGAUGGCGAUGCUGAUUCAGUAGCAUCUGCAUCUAAUCUGUCUACACUGAGUGCGUCUGGUAACGGGAACCUGCUCGAAGAGGUGGUCAACGAUGUUGAGAUUGUGUUCUUUCCGAAAGAUGCUGUACUUGUUGAGCAGGGUGAAAGAAACCCAGGCUUGUACUACGUGAUCGACGGAUUCUUAGACGUCAGCGUCGCUGUUGAAGAAGAUAGUUCUGAGAGCAACGUGCUCGGAACCUUACCUACAGGCCCGGCCGUGACGGAGGACGACCUGUUUGGACCACCGCUGCAGCCCACGGCUACUAAUACAUCUUUGCGCAACGGCGAGAAUUCCAAGAAAAAGCGAUCCCGGAAGAGUUUGUUUAUGACCAGACCUGGAGGUCUCGCCGGGUACCUUGGGACAGUCUCUUCGAACCGUUCGUUUGUUGACGUUACAGCCAAGACUGAUGUUUACGUUGGCUUCUUGCCUAGAGCCUCCAUCGAGAGGAUCGUAGAGCGCUAUCCAGUCGUUCUCUUGACAAUGGCAAAGCGGCUUACUACUCUCCUUCCCCGUCUCAUCCAACAUAUCGACUUCGCGCUGGAGUGGGUUCAAGUCAAUGCUGGGCAGGUGAUCUACAAUCAAGGCGAGGAAAGCGACGCAAUCUACAUUGUGCUGAACGGUCGACUGAGGGCCAUAAAGGAUGCCGAAAACGGCAAGGUCACAGUCAUUGGAGAGUAUGGACAGGGCGAUAGCGUUGGCGAACUCGAGGUCUUGACUGAAACCGCGCGGCCAGGGUCGCUGCAUGCCAUUCGCGACACUGAACUGGCGAAGUUCCCAAAGACCUUAUUCAACAGCCUUGCACUCGAGCAUCCCGGCAUUACAAUCAAGAUAUCAAAGAUCAUCGCCUCUCGUAUGAGAGCUUUGGUUGAUGAUCCGCUGCAUGAGCAGAGCAAAGAGAGGAGUAACAAAGCCACACGAACCAAUGUAUCGUCUACGGUCAAUCUGCGCACAGUAGCAAUACUUCCAGUAACUGCAGGCAUACCGGUAGUCGAUUUCGCCAGCCGACUGAUGAAUGCUCUGAACCAAAUCGGUGUACCGCGAGGAGUGGUGUCCUUGAACCAGGCGGCGAUCCUAAACCAUCUCGGCCGACACGCUUUCAAUCGGAUGGGGAAGCUCAAGCUGUCUCAAUAUCUUGCCGAUCUUGAAGAGAAAUACGGCAUGGUCUUGUAUGUUGCGGACACACCUGUAAAGUCGCCAUGGACACAGACCUGCAUCAGCCAGGCUGAUUGCAUCCUUCUCGUUGGUCUUGCUGAGUCAUCACCAAACAUCGGCGAGUACGAACGCUUCCUGCUGACGACCAAGACGACUGCGCGAAAGGAACUAGUUCUGUUACAUGCAGAACGAUACUGUCCCUCUGGACUGACGCGGAAAUGGCUGCGCAAUUGGCCUUGGAUCAACGGCAGUCACCAUCACAUGCAGAUGUCUUUCCGUGCAACAGCUGAGCCAGUCCAUCAAACAGGGCGAAGACUCGGAAACGCCAUCAAGCAGCGGGUGCAAGUCAUUCAGGCGGAGAUUCAGAAGUACACAUCCAAAAGAGUCAGGCAGACACCUUUGUACUCGGCAGAUACGCCCUUCAAAGGUGACUUCCAUCGGCUUGCUCGUAGGUUGUGUGGCAAGUCUGUGGGAUUGGUGUUAGGAGGUGGAGGUGCUCGUGGUAUCUCACAGAUUGGUAUCAUCCGAGCACUUGAAGAAGCUGGCAUACCCAUCGACAUUGUGGGAGGUACUUCUAUCGGCAGUUUCAUAGGUGCACUCUACGCCUGGGAUGCAGACGUGGUUCCAAUGUACGGCAGGGCCAAGAAGUUUUCCGGUCGUAUGGGCAGCAUGUGGAGGUUUGCUCUCGACCUUACGUAUCCUUCGUAA